Molecule: messenger RNA, 219 nt
Organism: Penicillium soppii
Lineage: Eukaryota; Fungi; Ascomycota; Eurotiomycetes; Eurotiales; Aspergillaceae
Product: DASH complex subunit DAD4
Exons: 5
Coding region: 1-219 (72 amino acids)
Biological process (GO): attachment of spindle microtubules to kinetochore
Cellular component (GO): DASH complex; mitotic spindle
Source: RefSeq, a predicted model, not a curated record
AUGGAGAGCCCUCACGAGCAUCAGCAGACUGUGCUGUUGUCCCGCAUUAUUGGCAAUGUCGAGAAACUCAAUGAAGCUAUUAUGGUCAUGAACAAAGGCCUGCAGGAAGUCAAUAUCCAGAAUAUGAACGUCGAGCUUGUGGCGCAGAUGUUCAAAAACUAUCAGUCUAAUGUUCUCUUCCAUCUUGAAGCGACGGAGAACCUCAAAGAACCCUCUUAA